CAGGGACAGGAUUCCUACUUUGGAGGCGAACCCCCGCUUUCCGAAGGUGUCGGAUACCUGGUUGUUCUCGGGUUUGGGGCUCUCUUCUCCGUCAUCACGACGGCGCUCGUCUGGCGCCAACGGAGAUGUUACCUCGGAGCACUUCAAGUACGUAGGUUGAAUCUUACGGCCGGGCGAAGCGUCAAGACAGGCCUUACGGCAAGUGUGAUUGUAUCUCAAUGGACAUGGGUAACUCUUCUCCAAUCAUCAAACGUUGCUUGGGCUUACGGUGUGUCUGGUCCCUUUUGGUAUGCCUCUGGUGCCACCAUUCAGGUUUUGCUCUUCGGAGUCUUGGCCAUCAACCUCAAGAAGGUGGCUCCCUCUGCACAUACCGUCGCUGAAAUUGUCAACGCACGGUGGGGAAAGACCGCUCAUCUGACGUUUCUCUUUUUCUGUUUCGCCGCCAAUAUCAUUGUGACUUCGAUACUCUUGCUCGGUGGAGCCGCCACCGUCGAAGCGCUUACUGGAAUGGAUUUCCGUCUUGCGUCUUUUUUGAUUCCUUGGGGAGUCCUUUUGUACACCGCUAGUGGAGGGCUCCAGGCGACUUUCUUGGCGAGCUACAUCCACACAGUGAUCAUCUACGCCGUGUUGAUCACGAUGAUCUUCCUGGUGUACAUCAAGUUCUACUCGAGUGACCAGAUCUACGAUUUCCUUGACCAGACCGUCUCUUUCACUACUGAAGAGUGUGAAGCUAUUUUCUCUGACGAUUCUGGAACUUUCUUCGAGGCCGGGAAGUAUGCGUGCGGUCCCGUUUCUGGCAACGAGAAGGGAUCGUAUUUGACCAUGAUUUCUGGAGAUGGUCUCAUGUUUGGAAUCAUCAACAUCGUCGGUAACUUUGGUACCGUGUUUGUGGACCAAUCUUACUGGCAAUCUGCUAUUGCUGCCAAGCCCAGCAGUGCCACCCGUGGUUACUUGCUUGGAGGAGUGUGCUGGUUUGCCAUUCCGUUCUCUCUCGCCACCUCUCUUGGCCUCGCCUCUACGGCUCUUAUGCUCCCAAUUACUUCUACUGAAGCCGGAAACGGUCUGGUCCCUCCUGCUGUCGCUUUCGAAUUGCUUGGCGAUGCUGGUGCCAUUCUCAUUCUAAUUAUGCUCUUCAUGGCGAUUGUGUCCACCGGAUCCGCCGAAUCAAUCGCUGUUUCUUCCUUGGUCGCUUACGACAUCUAUCGUCAGUACAUCAACCCCGAAGCUACCGGAGAUCAGAUUCUGUUCGUUUCCCGGGUCGUGAUUGUUGUUUUUGGCGUCUUCAUGGGGGGCUUUGCCAUUCUGUUGUUCGAAAUUGGGUUAACUUUGGGCUGGGUGUACCUUUUCAUGGGUGUCGUUAUUGGAUCGGCCGUCGUUCCGUUGUGGAACAUGAUGACUUGGAAGAAGGCGUCUGGUCCCGGUGCCGUCAUUGCGGCGUGGUCUGGUCUCGCGUUGGCCUUGACCGGAUGGCUCGUGGCUGCCAAAGUCCAGAGUGGUACUAUUUCUGUGGAAGCCCUCGGAACCAACCAGGUCAUGUUGAGUGGCAACUUGAUUGCCAUUUUUUCGUCCGGCAUUAUCCAUUACCUGUAUUCGACGUUCGUCGAUCCCCAGGACUACGACUUUGCUGAGCUCGAUACGCACAUUACUCUCGUAGAAGAGGACUACCGUGGAUUGACCGAGGAAGAGAAGGACCCGGUGUUGCUCCGUCGUGCCGAGCGUUGGAUCACUCGUCGUGGCUACGCGCUCACGUUGUUUUUAAUUUUUCUGUGGCCUCUUCUUUCCAUUCCUGCCGGUGUCUUUACCAAGAGCUACUUUGCGUUCUGGGUGUUGAUUGCUAUCGCGUGGGGCUUUGGAGCGGCUAUCGUGAUUACGAUUCUUCCGCUAACCGAGAGCGCCGAAGACAUCAACAUGGUCCUAUCGGGUUUGUUC
Phaeodactylum tricornutum CCAP 1055/1 is the source of this 1929-nucleotide messenger RNA. RefSeq lists its product with no specific name. The annotation marks the transcript as partial. Gene Ontology annotation, biological process: urea transmembrane transport. Gene Ontology annotation, molecular function: urea transmembrane transporter activity. Lineage: Eukaryota; Bacillariophyta; Bacillariophyceae; Surirellales; Neidiaceae. The transcript has 5 exons. The record is from RefSeq and is a predicted model, not a curated record. Gene Ontology annotation, cellular component: plasma membrane.